Molecule: messenger RNA, 4140 nt
Organism: Vitrella brassicaformis
Lineage: Eukaryota; Vitrellaceae
Source: the annotation of a GenBank genome assembly
CAUGCAUUCAUUCAUUCAUCAAAAAAGUGGUACGUUCGGUCCAACACUGUUCAAGAUUCAGAUACUCAUCUUCAUCAACCGAUUUCUCGCCGAGACGUCAAGAGUCUGUCUGACUGUCUCUCUCUCCUUUGUCUGCGUGUCUAGCAUUCAUGCGAAAAAAGUGCCGCUACAAGUGACGUACGUCGAGCCAACGCACGGCGUGGCGUGCAGAAUGCAAUACACGGCAGCACGGACGGAGACAAACUCAUGGCCUCUCAUAAAGAUGAUAAACUCUUCAGAGAGGUGCACUGAAGGAGAGCAACACGUACACACGGGACCACACGACACAACAGAGACACGCACAGCAAAGGCAUGUGUGCAACAACACGCACGUGAUGUCCUCGGAAAAAAUGAGAAAGGAAGACCCACUUAGACCACGGCUUCAUUCACCUCCUCGCUGUUUUCCUCCCCCCUCUCCUCGCUGUUUUCCUCCCCCCUCUCCUGCUGCCUGUUCCGCCGGUAACCGCUCCCUCUCAGGACCCAUGGCAAAAUGGAGCAGGGAGCAGCUCUUUCUCGUUAGCGCGAAAGCACUGCGACCUCCUAUAUCAAGGCAAAACACCAAGAACGACAGAUCAGACAACUGGUGACGAGGGCAAGCAUGAAAGGCACGUAUCGGCUCACGGGGCGGUGGGUGCUUGCGUCUGUUUGCUGGUCUCCGACUUCUCCUUUUUCGCCUUUUCCUUGGACUCGAACAUCUCGAGCUGCUUAUCCAUGUAGGGCGCAUAGAUCGUCUGAAGGAUGAACCGACCAACAAAGCAACCAACCAACCAACCGACAAAGUUUUGUGAGAAAAGUGGCGUGUUGUUGGUGUGUGUCUGCGUACGCCAUUUCUUCUGCCGACGACUUCGAAGGUAACUUGCUGUGACGGGCCAUCCACGACCAUCGCCUGGCCACUCUCAACCUGGACGGACGCACGCGACACACAUUUAUGGGAUUUACUGCUUCGGCGUGUGUGUGUGUGUGUGUGUGUGUGUGAAAUGUGUGCUCAGGUCCUUUCUGGCGUCCCUGAGUGCCUUUGCCUUCUCCUUGUGCACCUUCUGCCGCCGGCCGUUCUGACGCAAAUCCAAUACAUCCUGCACACACACACACGAUGGCGUGAGGGAGGGAGAGACCGACAAAUGGACAUGCAAGGUUGCCUCCCUCCCUCCCUGCCUGCCUGCCCAGGUGUGUACCUGUAGUGUGGAUUUGAUUCGCUCGGAGUAUCUGUCCUUGGCCUUGAGCUCCCUCAUGCGUCUGCUGAAGACCGUCAACAGGCUUUUGCCGGCGUCAGUGGAGUCAAGCUUCCAUCCUGCACCCAUGGCGACCACACGUUGCCUGUCUGUCUGUACGUCCUCUCCCUUGAUGUGUUUGUUUGUUUGUUUGUUUGUGAAGUACCGAUAGUGGUGAUGAGUUCGCAAAGGCACUCGAUGAAGAGCUCCUCUGGACAGUAGGAUGCAUCCGCGCCGAUGAGUGAGGUGACGACCUCUUUGACGGCCUUGGCCGACAGCAGGCGACGCAGAAACAGCUCGCCGAUGAACUUGAUGUCUGAUAUACCGAUCGCAGACAGAUUGAUGAAUCGAUGAGUGAGUGGAUGGAUGAAUGUAUGUGUGUCACAUGAGAUGCCCACUUCCAAGUGUUCGGUCUUUGAGUUGCUUGAGCUUGAUUUCCUGGUCGGCGGGCGAGAGCUUCGUCUUGUCCUCAUCGCUCAACGUCAUCUUGGUCUCUGGCAACCUGUUUCCACACACAAGCACAUGAACCACGUGGGUGUGUCCGUGUGCGUCUGUGUGUGCGGUCACCUCGGUCGCUCACUUUUCGAAUUCAGAUUGGACCUUGUUGAGGAGCAUGUUGUAGAAGGUCCUGCGCCUCUCCUUCUCGCCUGUGAACUCCAGCGACCGCCACCUGAGGAUCUGGCACAGGUCGGCAUAAAUCCCGCUGAAGUUACGCUCAGACACGGCCUGCGUGAAUCCAAUCGAACGCACACGCCGACAGACACAUGCAGAAUAUUCCGUAUUUGUCUUGCGUCUAUGCCACGGACCUUUUCGAAGACGAUACCGACGAAUACCUCGAGCUCCUUUUCAUUCUGCAGCUGCUCGCCUAGCACAGCUGAAAUCACCGCAAUACAGAUAGGCAAGACAUACACUUACAUAUGCAUGCCGUCCGCCAAGCCGGCGGAUCACAUAUCAAGCUGUUCGGCGAUGCUUUCGAACGUAUCGUCGGUGAGCUGGUUGAGCAAAUCGUCGAUACGUGCACCAAGGGGCACCAAAGGCUUAAUGGUCCCCAAGGGGAAAUCGCUGCAAUCACAGCACGCCACGCACACACACAGGAGAGAGGGGGUACACAUGAACACGCACAUACACUCACACAUCGAUACACGUCCAGCUACUCCCCAGUCGGGCGCUCACCUGCUCUUCCUGGCCGCCCGUAAUUCUCUUCCAGGUUGCCGCUCCACGGGCACGUCGCCCAAGUUGGCCAGCUCCAAGUUGGCCAGUUCCUCGGGCGGCUUGUUGCUCACCUACGUAUAUAUGCACCAAUCGCACCUGCGGAAUGAGCAGGCGCCUAUACGAUUUGGUCUCCGCUUACCGGUGGCUUGUGCUGGAGGAGAGUGUCUUUGGUAUAGACACAGCGAGAAGUGUCCUGAAUACAAUCAGCACACAGGUAAACGGCUGUCAGUGUGUGCCGCACUGUAUGUGUGUGUGUGUAUGUGUGUGUGUUUGGUGGCAUACGUUGCUUUCGACAGUGUUGUCCUGCACUCUUGCCGAAGCCUCGGCCAUGUCCAGUCGGCUGUCCGCGUUCUGAUACACAUGCCACACAAACACACGUACACACAGUGGCAAUGCAACGUCCCUAGUGUGUUGUGUUGUGUUGUGUUCUGCCAGUUACUUACCACCGAUAGAGAGAUUCGUUGAGAGCACCAAGACUCCAUCGCGCGCUGGGAAUCCAUGCUGGUCGAUUGGCGCUGACCGUAUCGAUACUAAAGACCGCACAAUUCGCUCUUCUCUGUGUGUGUUUCCUGCCAGUCUCAGCAUCGUCUGUGCACGCGUACGUGAGGGGGGCGCGAGGCAGAUCGAGAGCGCCCUCCUGGUCUAGACCGAGACUGCGAACGCCCGCGAGAGGAGGAGCACCCGUUCGUGCCCUCUGCGAACGUGACAGCUGGCCGCUGCACAUCCGCAUGUUCGACCUCGUCCAGGUAGAUGAUCCGGACCUCCUGGGGCUUGGACGUCAACUCACCGCUGAGACACACAGCCACACACAGACACGCCGAACCUAGCGUUUAUGCAGAACACGUGUUUCGUGCUGUGUGUUACGCCAUGCUCUUCUUGUAUCCCGCAAUGGCGACGUUGCAACCCAGCUGGCGGCACUCGUCGACGACCUCAGAGAAUCAGAGUCUCCUGAACCCCUGACACGUCAAAUGGGGACAACAGCAACAAUGCUCCAGAACAACCUCCAGAGCAGUGCUGAUUGCAGAAUGUUUUGGAUUACAGAAUGAUCCAUUUGAUGCCCCCCUUGACAGCGGCUGACGAAGACAAGAGGACAUGCGUCCGGAUCGAUGCGUGCCGUACAUAUGCUUGUUAAUGCUUGUACCGCGUGCCACUUCAAGAGCCCGCAAGGCUAUGCCGACAUCGACCCCCCGCUGUUUCCUGUUCUCCUUGAAGCCGUAUUUGGUGCACAUACAGAUGCGUUCGUGCGCCAGACCGUUGUGGAACGCUUUCCGCCUGCGUGCUCUCCUCUCAGUGUCGGCAUUGCGACCCACGACGCUCAGCCUACACAGCACGCAGGACUGCAAUGAAGCACGCCACGUACGCUCCUCCCUCCUCCCCUUUCUGUGCUGACCAACCAUUUGUCAGGAUCAGAUUCGUACAAGUACGUCUGCGAUAUCGGCACUCCCAGCAUGUCCUCCACGUGUUUGAGGAACUCGAUGAAGGCCUUGACAUGUAGCUCACAGCCGUGCUUGUCCUCGUAGUCUUCCUGAACAACACACAAUGUCAUCGCAUCCUUCCUUCGUUCAGCAUGCUGAUUCCAACCCAGAUGUUUGCCCCGUCAAAGAUGGCCACAGCUUUGUCCCUGGCUGACGUUGCCAUCCCAACCCGACCGCUCGAAGCCCCAGAUCUGGCCAGAUCGUCG